This is a messenger RNA of Echinops telfairi (small Madagascar hedgehog), 1916 nucleotides long. RefSeq names its product sorting nexin 2 (gene SNX2). Gene Ontology annotation, molecular function: phosphatidylinositol binding. Lineage: Eukaryota; Metazoa; Chordata; Mammalia; Afrosoricida; Tenrecidae. The record is from RefSeq and is a predicted model, not a curated record. The coding region runs from base 241 to 1461 and encodes 406 amino acids. The transcript has 15 exons. Gene Ontology annotation, cellular component: retromer complex; endosome membrane; endosome. Gene Ontology annotation, biological process: early endosome to Golgi transport.
AGCCCAUCAUCUCCAGAACCUGCUAGUCUCCCUGCAGAAGAUAUUAGUACAAAUUCCAAUGGCCCCAAACCCACAGAAGUUGUGUUGGAUGAUGACAGAGAAGAUCUUUUUGCAGAAGCCACAGAAGAAGUUUCAUUGGACAGUCCAGAAAGGGAUCCUAUCCUCUCUUCAGAACCUUCUCCUGCAGUCACUCCUGUCACUCCUACUACUCUCAUUGCACCCAGAAUUGAAUCUAAGAGUAUGUCUGCGCCCGUGAUCUUUGAUAGAUCCAGGGAGGAGAUUGAAGAAGAAUCAAAUGGAGAUCUUUUUGAUAUAGAAAUUGGAGUAUCAGAUCCAGAGAAAGUUGGAGAUGGCAUGAAUGCUUACAUGGCAUAUAGAGUAACAACAAAGACUUCCCUUUCUAUGUUCAGUAAAAGUGAAUUUUCAGUGAAAAGAAGAUUCAGUGACUUUCUUGGUUUGCAUAGCAAAUUAGCAAGCAAAUAUUUACAUGUCGGUUACAUUGUGCCACCAGCCCCAGAAAAGAGUAUAGUAGGCAUGACCAAGGUCAAAGUGGGUAAAGAAGAUUCAUCAUCCACUGAAUUUGUGGAAAAACGGAGAGCAGCUCUUGAAAGAUAUCUCCAACGAACAGUAAAGCAUCCAACCUUACUACAGGAUCCCGACUUAAGGCAAUUCUUGGAAAGUUCUGAGCUGCCUAGAGCAGUUAAUACACAGGCUCUGAGUGGAGCAGGAAUAUUGAGGAUGGUGAACAAGGCUGCCGACGCUGUCAACAAAAUGACAAUCAAGAUGAAUGAAUCGGAUGCUUGGUUUGAAGAAAAGCAGCAGCAAUUUGAGAACCUGGAUCAGCAACUUAGGAAACUUCAUGCCAGCGUUGAAGCCUUGGUCUGUCAUAGAAAAGAGCUUUCAGUCAACACAGCUGCCUUUGCUAAAAGUGCUGCUAUGUUAGGUAAUUCUGAGGAUCAUACUGCUUUAUCUAGAGCUUUGUCACAGCUUGCUGAGGUGGAGGAGAAGAUAGAUCAGUUACAUCAAGAACAAGCUUUUGCUGACUUCUAUAUGUUUUCAGAACUGCUUAGUGACUACAUUCGUCUUAUUGCUGCAGUGAAAGGUGUGUUUGACCAUCGAAUGAAAUGCUGGCAGAAAUGGGAAGAUGCUCAAAUGACUUUGCUCAAAAAACGUGAAACUGAGGCAAAAAUGAUGGUUGCUAACAAACCAGAUAAAAUACAGCAAGCUAAGAAUGAAAUAAGAGAGGAAAUUGAAGAGUGGGAGGCCAAAGUGCAACAAGGAGAAAGAGAUUUUGAACAGAUCUCUAAAACGAUUCGAAAAGAAGUGGGAAGAUUUGAGAAAGAACGAGUGAAAGACUUUAAAACUGUUAUUAUCAAGUACUUGGAAUCAUUAGUACAAACACAACAACAGCUGAUAAAAUACUGGGAGGCAUUUCUCCCUGAAGCCAAAGCCAUUGCCUAGCAAGAAGAUGAUUCCUGUUAAGAAGACAUUGGAUGUUUGUUCCAGUUAUGCUGAAUUCCACAAUGAAAUCAUUUAAAACAUCUAAAUAAACCACUAUAUAUUUUAUGAAUUACAUGUGGUUUUUUAUAUAUAUAUAUAUACAUGCAUAUAUAUAACCUCUGACAUUUUAUUACAAGCUGCAUGUCCUGACUCUUUGAAUUAAGUGGACUGUGGCAUGACAUUCUGCAGUUUGCUGAAUUGAACACUAUUGUGUCUUAAAUACUUGCACUGCAAAGUGCACUGCAAGGCCAGAAAAUUUUACAGUUUUUUUUCUUUAUUACAGUAUGUUCCUCUAGUAUGUUUAUCUGAACUUUAUGCAAUGAAUUAUCAAUGCAUUAAUAAAUGUUCACUUACACAUUCCUGUACAGAAAAUUAUGAUUUUGUGAUUGCAGUAAUAAAAUGAUAUUCCUUGUGAA